This is a messenger RNA of Didymella exigua CBS 183.55, 1254 nucleotides long. Its product is annotated as short chain dehydrogenase/reductase. The coding region runs from base 1 to 1254 and encodes 417 amino acids. The transcript has 4 exons. NCBI's taxonomy places the organism in Eukaryota, Fungi, Ascomycota, Dothideomycetes, Pleosporales, Didymellaceae. The record is from RefSeq and is a predicted model, not a curated record.
AUGGCCAACUUCUCCAAGGUGGUCAUCUACAAGGCCCACCGCGUCGAUCCCGCGCGCGCAGCCAAAGCCGCCAGAGUCGUCCGCUCCAUCAGAGGCAGAUACCGGGCACAGGCCUUCUUGUUUCUAGCCUACCACUUCUUCCUCUCCUCGCCCCUGCAUCUGGACGUCUUUGUCAUCUUCUUCAUCCUGAGCCUGUCGCCGGGCGCUGCCACUCAGAAUCUUGAGCUGCGUCUGCCUGCGACGUGCGAGCCGCCGUCUGAGAGCCAUCCGCCCAAGCGCGCAGUAUGGAUUGUCUUUGGAGCCACCGGCCACAUUGGACGCUCGCUCGUGCGCGCCAUCCUCGCUCACGGUGACCAAUGCACGGCCGUGGGAUGGUCUCAUCAGAACACGCCCGAGCAGAUGCAGGAGUGGCAGGACAGGCGCUGCCUCGGGCUGCUGUGCGACGUGCGCGUACGAGAGACGGUGGAUUACGUGCUGAAGAAGAGCCUCGAGCACUGGGGCAAGAUGCAUGUCAUUGUGAACAGCACGGGCUACGGUGUCAUUGGAGCCUGCGAGGACCAAGACGACUACGACCUGCGGAACCAAUUCACCACAAACUUCCUCGGCACGCUGCACAUCAUCCAGUUGUCUCUCCCCUACUUCCGUCAGCAGAGCGCUGGUCGCUACCUCAUCUUCUCCUCCACGGCUGGCUCGCUCGGCGUCCCCGGACUGGGGCCCUAUUGCGCCACCAAGUACGCCGUCGAGGGUCUCAUCGAGUCGAUGCUGUACGAGGUUGAUGCCUUCAACAUCAAGGCAACACUCGUGGAACCCGGUCACGUCCGACUCGACGAGCCAGACGACAACAUGCUCCCUUCUGGCUAUCCCAUCACGCCUGGUGCGGGGCCUCCAAAGCCCAAACGAUAUGGCCACUUUUCUGUAAAGCCCAACCCCAGCGAGCCGUACGCCGCCUUGACCAGCCCUGCUCAGCACGCGCGACGGAUGGUGCAGUGGCUGAACGACAGACAGCCCGUCAGCGCCGUCAAGAGCGCGGAGCUGGUGUGGCAGCUGGGGCAUUGCAGCUACCCGCCACUGAGACUGAUCUUGGGGAGCUAUGCUGCGGACAGCAUCCGCGACCGACUGCGGAGCAUCACCGAAGAGAUCGAAGACUGGAAGCACCUCUCCUUCCCCGUCGCGGCUGCAGACGACGAUGCCACGUCGGAAAAGGGCAGGGCGUCGGAGAAAGGCGACGACGAGCACGACGAAGACAACGAAUGA